AACAUAAUGAAUAUAUAGAUGAAUGCUUAUUACAUAUUUUCUUUAGUUUGUAUCAUAAAAAUAUGAAUUGCUAUAAUCAAAACAGAGAUAAAUAACAUAAAAUACAACUUUCGAUCAAUGGCUCCGCCCAUGUGAUCCACGUGGUGGAUCCAUGUGGCCUUGUUUGGACGCCAUAUUUAUUGUUUACGAUCGCUUUGACAUGUUGUGAAUAGGCGAACCUUGCCGAGCAAGAUAGGCGUGAAUCAGUUUUCUACAAAGUAGUACUCCUUUGUUUGUGAAAAUGAGCGAAGACGAAAGAGAUAUUGACAUUGAAAGUGAAGAGGAUGGCGACAUGGGAGAUCAAACUCAGGCCGAGAAACGAGCCCAUCAUAACGCCCUUGAGAGAAAACGGCGUGAUCAUAUUAAGGACAGCUUUAACAUGCUGCGAGAUGCUGUACCUAAUUUACAAGGUGAAAAGGCUUCUAGAGCCCAGAUUCUCAACAAGGCAACAGAAUACAUCCAGUUUAUGAGGAGGAAAAACAAUUCCCACCAAAAUGAUAUUGAUGACUUAAAGAAACAAAAUGAACUACUAGAUGGACAAGUUGCGUUGCUAGAGAAAGCUCAGAUCACAGGCGAUCUGGAUCCUAGUAGGCUCAUCAGUCCAGAAAGUAUUAGCAUGCUCGUGAAUUCUAAAUCCAGCAAGGACAGCGAGUCGGACUCGGAUUCUUCCGCUGAUGAUAGCCCACAGGUUCCGAGGAAGCGUUUAAAAGUUGUAAAUGAUACGAUCGACAGCCAUCUCCUGAUCCCUGAUUCGUCAGUUCCAGCGAGUGCUGUGUCCGUUACCAUAUCAACGUCAUGAAAUGAAGGAGGUAUAAAAAGCAGGUUACUUUUUAUACCUCCAUCUAUCUUCACAGAUAAUAUUUUAAAAAUUACAAAAAAAAACUAUAAACUUGAAAAAAGAAAAAAAAAAUUAAUAAAAUUGCUUUAGAAAACUAUAACAAAAAAAGGGGAAAAAAAAAGAUAAAAGAAAAUGAAUUUGUAUAUUAACUAAAAAAAUGCAGUGAUAAUGUGAGUAGUUUAUUGUGAAGUUGGCCAAGAGAGGGCGGUCUUGUUCGAAUAUCAAGCAGGUGUUCCUCUGUGCUGUCCCAUUAUGAUAUAUUUGAAAUGUUUUGUUGUUGGUAAAAAGGUCAUAACCCAUGUAAGGUUACCAGCAAGUUUCAUUAAAUGAUUAACAAAUAGUAUCUUACUAAAAACCUCGUUGGUAUUUGACAAGCUGUCAGUGUGAUCGUUCAAAUCAACAUGAGCUUUCCAAAUAUGAAUCACAUUUUUGUAGCGCACAUUUAUGCUUUCUCUUGGGGCACAUCACUGCCCCACCAUGACAAAAGGAAGUUACUGACAAUUUUUCAACGAGUUUUUUAGCCACUAUCAAAGAACUAAUAAUUUGGAACAUACAGUAUUGAUACAUUUGAGUGUGCUCAAAUCCCACUCAUUAACAAGUAAUUAGCAACACAAAAAGGAAGUAAGAGACUAAAAAUACAGCAAAAACCACCAGAAAAGGAAGCAGGGGACAAAUCAACAUGCCUCAUAUUCCUUAAUUACUCAAAGCAAUGCAAACAUCAGUUGCUUCUUUUUGCCAUGGUGGGGCAGAUCAGUAGCAUGCUACUUUUGUACAUCAAAGUUGUGAUUCUAUAGUUUGUGCAGUGUUCAUUUGUUUGGACCUCAUCUUUGCAGUUCUCACCUUAUCGGUAAUAUCCUAAUCAACGUGGGGCUGCGUGGUGGUUUAUCGUUUGUUACAGGGUCCCCAAGUCUUUCGGAAAUUGAGACGGAUUCAGUACUCCAGCAAGAAAUAAGAAAUCUCACUCAUGUUUUUACUACUAGGUUAAAAAUUUUCUCCCAAAGUCAACUGGUGAUGGGCAUGUGUUAAAAAGGCUUGUUUAACCAUAUCUCUCAGAAUUGUUUUCUUACAACUUAGGAGCCCUGUUGUUCAGACCUCUCAUCUGUUAAAUCCUAGUCGGUAAUGCCCGCCUAAGUAAUGGUUCUUAGGUCUGUGGCCCUCCACACUUGCUCAGCUCCAAUCAGACCAUAUUUUGUUAAAUUGAUGUAAAAUUUAUGAUUCAAAAUAUUUCAGUAAUUAAUGGUUUAAAACUUCUUUAUUUGAUAUUUUAUUGCUGGUUAUUUUUGGACAUUGGAUCUGACAGACUUUUUCUUGUUUGUUGCCCUGAAGUUUUAUAAUAUCAGACAAACAUCGGCCUUGACUUGGAAGUAUCCAAUAAUCCGCUAAUAAGUACAUAAUAUUCCUAAAGGAAAUAGAUACUUUUGUGAUUGACUUUGAAAUAAUACUCCUCAACUCCUUUUUCUUAAAACAUGCGAAGGAGCUAUUUAUCCCUUACAUUUUGACACAUACUAAAAAUAUAGAAAAAUGUGUUUAUUUGUUUCAACUUUUACCUUUAAUUCUAUCUGAUAUCCUGCACAAGAAUGUUCUAUUGAAGCCAACAUUGAGAGUAGAAACAAUAUUUUUGAUGGCUUAUGGUCAGUGUUGAUUUCAUGUCCUGGACAGUAGUCCAUACAAUUAUGUAGCAGUAUAAUAGUACUGUAGUUAACCAAGUCAAUCACGAUUAUUGAUAUUUGCACAGCAUUUAUCUGUAGCAUUUUUUUUUCACGCACUGCUUUAAGGAACUUGGGGCUUGUAUAUGUAAGGUUUAGUUUUGACAACUUUCGUUUGGCCCUCCUGUGUAUUUGUGUAUAAUAAUAUGUAUUAUUUAUUUAGAAAGGAAGAAUUUUAUUUGAUGUAUACCGGUAGACCUUUUGUUCGUGGGUUUAAAGUGCUUUGAUAUGAAUAUGAAAAUUUAACUUACUGUCUCUAUAUUCGUUGUUUGUUUCUUGACUGAUCUGGAUUUGUGUGUUCAUUUGUCUGCGAUGUAUGUUUUGUGUUGGAUCUUUGCCCUAUGUAAGAGUAUUGAAAUGGGGGUUCAUGGGGGCCCUAGGGAUUAUAGUAAAUAUAGGGGCAUGAACAAGUAAAUUAAGGUGAUGGUGAUUUUUAACGACUUGAGUGUAAUUCCUUACUUGAAAUUACGGGGGGGGGGGGGAGAACUUUGUGGUGGGGUAAACUACUACUUAGAUAUGCCACUGAUAAGAUCUAAAUUUACUGGGCAGCUUUAUUUUUGGGUUGGUUGCUGUUUUAUAUGAUAAAUAUAUUUGUUGUAAAUUGUAGCAAAUCAUUUGUAUAGAUAAACUCUAUGCAACCUGCUUAUGUUAUAUAUUCAUUCACAUAAUGUCAGAGGUUAAAAGAAAUAUUCAUAAACCCUUGAUGUUCUACAAACCUCAUGAAUUUAGCAGCAGUUUUCUUUACUUUUUAUACUGUUAAGUAUUAUAAUAGAUUUUAUUUUUAUUAUACUGUAGUUAUUUUUUAACAUAAAAUCAUCAAUUUCAUGCUUCAGCUGAGAGAUAAACAGUUGUUAUCCAAUGAGAUUACCUGAUUCUGAAACCAUUUAAACUGUAGAAACAUGUGACCAAAUCGUAAUCAAGAGUUUUUAUUUUCAACGCAUUUCUUGAGCAAUAAUUUAAGUUCAUCGACCUAGCAUUUUUACACUUAGCUUUUAUUUUAACAUGGAGUUAAUCACCAUGAAAACGUUCUCUUGUGAUUUUAUUUUUAUUGCAAGAUGCAUUUUUCAUCGGCAAUCAAAUAGAUGGGAAUUCAGAAUUUGAAUAUUUCAGUAAACAUUUACUGUUUUAAGAAUAGUCAUUUUACAGGUAUGUGCUUAGCACAUAAUUCUAUUCCUAUUUGUCUUCUCGGAAAUUCAGUUUACAAGGAGUUUUAAGAAAACAAUGUUUUAGCUUUAAUCAAAUUUAUGACUUGUACAUUUGGGAUGUCCCUGCCUCAUGUUUAACUCAAAUUGUUACAUUAAUUGUUAUCGUUUUUGUACAUUUUUAAUGUAUUGAGACAAAUAAAUGAAAUAAAAUGAAAUACAUUUAACAGUGACAGUGACUGCUGGAUAACAGCCAAUAACACAAUGGUGAGCUCAGGAUUUUAAAAUUUUAAUCGUAAAAAUGAAUCACACAUGAAGUACCACUUAAAGAAUAUCAGAUCUUUUAUGUAACCAUGUUUUUAUUUUGGGGAAGUACUUCUUAAAAAAAAAUUUAUAUACAAUCCGAUGGGGAUUGCUUGUAGUUUAAAGAGGGGAUGAUUUGUAUAGUUUAUUUGAGCUAUGUUAAUACUGCAUCAGUUGUUGUAAAUUAUAUUAUUUAUUAAUCAUUGGCAAAAGAACCAAUGAUUUCAAUAUAUAUUUUUGAUCAGCAGUCCUACUCGCAUGAAAAAUAUUUAAUUGUUUAAUUAAAUAACUAUUAGUAAUUAAUGAAAUUUAAUUGAUAUGAAGACAAGAUAUAUUGCACUAUGUGACAAUGUGUUGGUAGACAAUUGUUUAUUACCAUUCAUUCCCUUUUUUGACUCUUCCUUCAUUUUACCCAUAAUUCGCAUUUUAACCAUAUACUUGCAUUGUAUUAACUCUUAUUGUUUUUCUUAAAUAAUUUUUUCCCUCCAAAUCUAAAAUAUAUAACUAUGUAAUUAACUAGACCAUCAAGUAACUAUUUUUAUUUUACUAAAAUAAUAAUUAUGUUUUUAAAUGUUCAUUUGCUUCAUUUCAAUGCUAAUAAUAGUAUAUGCAUUUUUAAUUCAGUUUAAGUUUUAAACUAAAGUUUAUAAUAUAUAUAUAAUUACUUAAAAUGUCUAAGAGACAAUUCAUAAUAUACCAUUAUGUAUUAGCAGUGGUGUAACGGCUAUGAGCUUUCACGGGCUAAAGAUGGGCCCCAGGCCCUGCGUGGAUAUUUUUAUCAGCAUUUUUGCCACAUACAUUGUAGAGCCUUUUUCAUAAAGCACUACCAUGUAAAAUAAAACAUCAAAAUACUUCCUUAAAACAUCAAGUACGCCAAAGUGAGCAGGGGCUUUAGACCCCUUUCUUAUGCCACUGUGUAUUAAGUCUGUUUAAGUUUUUUUCAAUACUAAUGCGAGUUGCUGCACCAAAGAAAAAAAAAUUGGUAUGAUUUAUUUAUUUAGAUAUUAAUAUUUUACUGUUGAAACAGAGAUUCAUAAUUAGUUAAUAUUAACACUAUCUGUUACAUAAACAGUUUCAGUACUAUAGUCACAGAAUAUUGCAAGCUAUUGAAUCAAAAACACAUUUAUGCUUUACCUGACCAGGACCAAAUUUCUAUUCAUAAGGUUUAAAGUCCUCAACUCUCAAUUUGUUAAUCAAAUUAGCACUUCAUGCUCAAGUUAAGCAUGCUUGCUUUACGCUUAGGGUUUUAAUUUGCUGAGGAACUCGGCCAGCCUGCAGUUGGGCUGCAAGCCCAAUCUGUUUGUUCAUGUUAUCUAAAGAGGAAGUUCAGUCUUAAAGAAAAAAGUGAAUGAAAUAGAAAGAAAAUGUUAGUAGAAGUCAUGUUGUUAUACCUUGUAUUAGAUUGUUCAUAUGUUUUGAAGUUGUUAUUUUCUUAGUAUUGUGUAUCAUUAAAUUUCUCACCUGAAUCUGUUGUUCAAA
Anneissia japonica is the source of this 5507-nucleotide messenger RNA. Its product is annotated as protein max-like. Gene Ontology annotation, molecular function: DNA-binding transcription factor activity; protein dimerization activity. Gene Ontology annotation, biological process: positive regulation of transcription by RNA polymerase II. Bases 281 to 838 code for a protein of 185 amino acids. Gene Ontology annotation, cellular component: RNA polymerase II transcription regulator complex. The transcript is spliced from 5 exons. The record is from RefSeq and is a predicted model, not a curated record. NCBI's taxonomy places the organism in Eukaryota, Metazoa, Echinodermata, Crinoidea, Comatulida, Comatulidae.